GAGAGGAGGAAGUCGCUUGUGCGGAAGGCAGCGGCGGGGAACCUAACCGGAGUGAAAAGAUCGUGGAGUCAAGGAGGAAGAGCCGCCAAGAUGAAGGUGAAGAUGCUGAGCCGGAAUCCGGACAACUAUGUCCGCGAAACCAAGUUGGAUUUACAGAGAGUUCCAAGAAACUAUGAUCCUACUUUACAUCCUUUUGAGGUCCCACGAGAAUACGUAAGAGCUUUAAAUGCUACCAAACUGGAACGGGUAUUUGCAAAACCAUUCCUUGCUUCCCUGGAUGGUCACCGAGAUGGAGUCAAUUGCUUAGCAAAGCAUCCGAAGAGCCUGGCUACUGUCCUUUCUGGGGCAUGUGAUGGAGAGGUUAGAAUUUGGAACCUGACUAAACAAAAAUGUAUCCGUGCAAUACAAGCACAUGAAGGUUUUGUACGAGGAAUGUGUACUCGCUUUUGUGGGACUUCUUUUUUUACUGUUGGUGAUGACAAAACAGUGAAGCAGUGGAAAAUGGAUGCACCAGCCUAUGGAGAAGAGGAAGAGCCAUUGCAUACAAUAUUAGGAAAGACAGUGUAUACCGGAAUUGAUCAUCACUGGAAAGAAGCUGUUUUUGCCACAUGUGGACAGCAAGUGGAUAUUUGGGAUGAGCAAAGAACCAGUCCUAUAUGUUCAAUGACCUGGGGAUUUGACAGUAUAAGUAGUGUUAAAUUUAACCCAAUUGAGACAUUUCUUUUGGGAAGCUGUGCUUCUGACAGGAAUAUAGUACUAUAUGAUAUGAGGCAAUCUACUCCUCUGAAAAAGGUUAUCUUAGAUAUGAGAACAAAUACAAUCUGUUGGAACCCCAUGGAAGCUUUCAUUUUUACUGCAGCAAAUGAAGAUUACAACUUAUAUACUUUUGAUAUGCGUGCACUGGACACUCCUGUAAUGGUUCAUAUGGAUCAUGUAUCUGCAGUGCUUGAUGUGGAUUACUCUCCCACUGGGAAAGAGUUUGUGUCUGCUAGUUUUGAUAAAUCUAUUCGAAUCUUUCCUGUGGACAAGAGUCGAAGCAGGGAAGUCUAUCACACAAAGCGAAUGCAACAUGUUAUCUGCGUAAAAUGGACUUCUGACAGCAAGUACAUUAUGUGUGGAUCUGAUGAAAUGAACAUUCGUCUGUGGAAGGCUAAUGCUUCUGAAAAAUUGGGUGUGCUUACAUCACGAGAAAAAGCAGCCAAGGAUUAUAACCAGAAGUUGAAGGAGAAAUUUCGACAUCAUCCUCAUAUAAAACGAAUAGCUCGUCAUCGACAUCUACCAAAAUCUAUCUAUAGCCAGAUUCAGGAACAGCGCAUCAUGAAAGAAGCUCGUCGACGAAAGGAAAUAAAUCGUCUUAAACACAGCAAACCUGGAUCUGUACCAAUCGUGUCAGAGAAGAAGAAACACGUAGUGGCAGUUGUGAAAUAAUAUUUGAUACUCCUAACAAUCCUGAUAUAUAAUUAUUUGCUACUUUUGAUUUGAGAACUCUCUACAAAUAAAAGUACUGGGUCUAGUUUAAUUGCAAACAUUUCAAUUAUAUGUGUAGAGCUUUAUUGUUGCUCAUUUUACCUACCCUGAAAAAUUAUCCAUAAAGGCAGCCUGGUUGUUUUAUCAUUAAUCUAUUUUCUUCUUUCAUUGAAGAAUACAAUAUUUGCAACUAACUUAUAGUUUCCUAUUAGAAAUUAUAGAUAUGCUUUCUCUCUGACCUGUUAUUACAGACACUGUACAUUUGAAUUUAUUAAAUACAUAUUAUAAGA
Messenger RNA from Lemur catta (Ring-tailed lemur), 1757 nucleotides. RefSeq names its product DDB1 and CUL4 associated factor 13 (gene DCAF13). Gene Ontology annotation, biological process: maturation of SSU-rRNA from tricistronic rRNA transcript (SSU-rRNA, 5.8S rRNA, LSU-rRNA). Gene Ontology annotation, molecular function: protein binding. Bases 91 to 1428 code for a protein of 445 amino acids. NCBI's taxonomy places the organism in Eukaryota, Metazoa, Chordata, Mammalia, Primates, Lemuridae. Gene Ontology annotation, cellular component: nucleolus; small-subunit processome. The record is from RefSeq and is a predicted model, not a curated record. The transcript is spliced from 11 exons.